This is a messenger RNA of Ambispora gerdemannii, 2313 nucleotides long. Lineage: Eukaryota; Fungi; Glomeromycota; Glomeromycetes; Archaeosporales; Ambisporaceae. The record is from the annotation of a GenBank genome assembly.
AUGGCACAUCCUUACAAAAGUGGUCCAUCUUCGGUUGCUUCUUUAUCAAGCAGUAGACUCUCUUUACCUGCAAAACGAGCUGGAAUUUUGCUUGUCAAACAUAUACGAUGUGGUUUACUCGAGAAAGGCGAAAAACAACCCAGAUUCCCACUAUUUGGCGGAAAAUCUAGAACAAUUAAUUUGGAAGUAGUAGUUAAUGGCGCUACAAGACUAACAACAGAGUCAAAAAUCGACGAACGAGGUAAAGCAAUUUGGAACGAACAUUUAAGUUAUGAAUUAGCUCCUCCAAUAAGAGAUGAAUAUCUCAGGGUGCGUUGCUUCGAUAUGAAACGUAAAGGUAACGAAGCCAUGAUUGGUGAAGCGAGAGCAGAUUUGAGGUUGUACGAGAAACAAGAAAACAGAGUGAUAAUGGACCUUAUGAAACAUGAUCUCUCGGUCGGGCAGAUCGUUUUCGACAUGUAUUUCCUUUCCGGCAAUCCUCCAAGAAAUGCCGAUCAGGAAUUAGCUGAUGAAGCUCGUGAAGGCGAUAAGAUUGGCAUGAUAUUAUUGAACCACAUAUCUUGCAGAGGUCUGCGAAAGACCGGGCACCUCGAGUUUGUGCUUAACAAACCGAAAAUACACUCGACGCUACGCUAUUGGAAGGUAUCACAUAACAUUUGUAAAUACCCUAUCUCAAUGGAUAUGCUGGCUAAGGACAGAAGAAAACUUGUAUUGGUGAUUCAAUGUCGAUAUGGUCCACAGGCAAAUGAGUUCGCUAAGACGAGAUUCGAGAUCGGCUCUGAAACAAAUUGGAGGAAAUUGAUGCGAGGAGGACCAAUCGAAACAGGGGAAUUAACAUUUACGGAAGGUGGUUUGGACGCGGGCUACAUUCGUUUUUCGUUGUCUCUCCACGAGUUUACGAGCUUCCAGCGGCUCUUCGAAGAAGAUGAAUAUGACUCUCUUUCGGCGCAUUCGGGACAAAUUGUAAGGCGUAUGUCCGGAUCAUCGACUACUUCUUCUAUAGGCUCGGAUAUGACGAGUAAUCGUAAUACACACCGAAACACCCUAAAUAAAUUAACAGGAAAGACGAAUGUAAAUGAAGAACAUCCUGAAAUUACUGACGAACCACAGGAUGAUGCACAAUCAUUUACACAAGCCGAGACUUCAUUAAAAAAAAAGCCAACUCAGAUAUUAACCGGAAAAGAAAUAGUCGAAGACAUUGAAGGGGGUGAAAGCUCAGUUGAUCCAGAGCAAUUGUCAAAUCAAUCUCGUAGACCAUCCACCAAUCAACCAUCACCUCCAAGUCCCAUGUCAAAUCCUAGUGAUGACGAUCCCCAUACGAGAAGUUCAUUGUCACGCACAGGAAGUAUGAUCAGAGGGAAGACAAUCCGUUCACCGUCAAAUGAAGAUUUCCGUUUUCCUCCACCCAUACAAGAACGACCGGAAUCGAAGAUAGUAUGCAGUAAGUACGUAAUACUACAUGCCAUUGGCGAUGACGACGAGUUUGGUUCAAAUGAACGUUCGAAUCGUUACCGUAACCGAUUGUACAAAGGCCAACAUAUAAUAACAUCUAAACCGGUUAUCAUUAAAGCGUUUUCACGGCGAGCCCCUUGGGAAACUGAAACCAGUUUUCUUCGAGAGUUGCAAUCAAGCCAUGUAAAACAUGUAGUCGGGUGGGAGGAUAUGGAGUAUAGUCAUAGCAUGAGUGGGUAUAUAUCAGUCACGAGUUUUGCUGGAGACACUCUAGAGCGCUAUCAGUAUAAGAUCAGGGACGGGAUUGCGAUCAAGCACCUGUUAUUGAGUAUCUCGACUGCCUUGAAAUAUUUUCAUGAUAAAGAAAUUGCGCAUCUCGACUUGAAGCCCUCCAAUAUAAUUUGCAAACAAACCGAUAUAUACAAGAUACGGGUCUGCGAUUGGGAAAGUGCGAAAAGAUUCAAUGAUUAUCUAUUACCGAACGGGGGUGAUAAUGAAAUUAAUCCUUUUUGCUCACGUGGCUUUACUGCACCAGAGGUGGUACUGCAAAACGAUAGUGAUCUUCGAGUUAGUCAUGCCCAAGACAUUUUCAGUUUGGCCGCUAUUUUUUACUUUCUAUAUAACAAAAAUACUAUAUAUGAAAGUUUCGAUGAUCUGAAAAAUAUGACAUCAUUUGAGCAUAUCCGCGGCGAUUUCUCCGAUGAGCAGGCGCGUAAACUCGCGUUGAAAAUGUUAGACUUCAAUCCAGCUGAACGUCCGACAAUUCAAAGAGUAUUGGAUUCAAUGUAUUUUAGAGGGGGAACGAAUACUGAACAAUAUACUCGCGAAGUUAGUCAGCAAUCACCUACAAACACCAUAUAG